UGAGACACUUGAAGGGCUUUUUUGUCAAACAAAAGAUUGUUUAAUACCUCUGCACUAUAUAUGUUUCGUGCCUUGCUGGCGAAAACACGUAUCAUUGCCGUUUGAUCGGUGUAGCCUUUCACCCUCGUAGCGAGCAUAUAAUCCCAUUUCUCACUCAUCGAAAAUCUGAAGCUGCAAGAUGGACCCUUCGAACGAACAACUCCUAGCCAGAAUCAAGGAGCUCGAGCAAGAGAACGAACAGCUCAAAGCACAGGCUACCUUACAAUCUAAAUCCACGUCCUCCUUUCCUAAAAUAGAUGACAACUUCUCCCUCGAUGAGUACAAGCGGUAUGGAAGACAGAUGAUAGUGCCGGACUUUGGUUCCUUACCCUCCCAGAUAAAACUCAAGAAUUCGAGCAUCUUGGUGGUCGGUGCCGGUGGGUUGGGAUGCCCUGCGUUGCUCUAUCUAUCCGCUGCUGGUAUCGGGAAGAUUGGUAUCAUCGAUGAUGAUCUCGUGGAUACCAGUAAUUUGCACAGACAAGUAUUGCAUACUACGGAAACUGUCGGAAUUCACAAGUGUGAAUCAGCAAGGAGGUAUAUCAACAAACUCAACCCUCAUGUUGUUGUGGAAACAUAUCAGUUUCGCCUCCAAAAUGACAAUGCAUUUGACAUCGUCAGCAAAUACGACUUGGUUCUCGACUGUACUGAUACGCCAGCUACAAGAUACUUGAUCAACGAUGUGUCAGUACUAUGUGGUAAAACCAUCGUCAGUGGAUCGGGCCUAAAGACAGAAGGCCAGUUAUCAAUCCUCAACUUCAACAAUAAAGGUCCUUGCUACAGAUGUUUCUACCCUAAGCCCCCUUCACCUGAAUCUGUCACAUCUUGUUCCGAUGGCGGUGUGAUUGGACCUGUUAUUGGUCUAUUGGGUAUCACCAUGGCUGUUGAAACUAUCAAAAUUUUGACCGGUUAUUACACUGAUGAAACAUUCAAGCCCUUUUUAUCCAUGUAUUCUGCAUACCCCCAGCAACAGCUCAGAGUCUUCAAAAUGAGAAAUAGAAAGCCCGACUGCGCUGUGUGUGGAAAUCUGCCCCAAAUUCUGAAGGAAACUAUUCUUGAAAACCAAAUAGAUUAUGCUGCAUUCUGUGGAACAGUGAAUUCUAAUGUGUUGAACCCAGAUGAAAGAAUUGAUGUCAAGAAAUACAGCGAACUCUUAAACAAAAACAAUAGCCAGGUACUAUUGGAUGUGAGACCCAAGGAACAAUUUGGGAUCACUAAACUAGCUAACUCGAUUAAUAUCCAGUGGGAUCCAAUUUUCAAGAAGGCAGAGAGCAUAGAUGAAUACUUGCCACAGAAUUUUGACAAAUCAAAGGACAGUGUUUACGUUGUUUGUCGUUAUGGAAAUGAUUCCCAAUUAGCCACAAGAAAAAUGAUAGAUGAACUAGGAUUUAAAAAUGUGAAAGACUUAAUCGGAGGGCUUAAUAAAUGGAGCGAAGUAGUUGACUCCACAGUACCGCAAUACUAAUCUGGUAUAACUUGUUUAUAGAUAUUUUACAAUAUAAUA
Molecule: messenger RNA, 1540 nt
Organism: Suhomyces tanzawaensis NRRL Y-17324
Lineage: Eukaryota; Fungi; Ascomycota; Pichiomycetes; Serinales; Debaryomycetaceae
Gene: UBA4
Product: Uba4p
Exons: 1
Coding region: 179-1501 (440 amino acids)
Biological process (GO): protein urmylation; tRNA wobble position uridine thiolation
Cellular component (GO): cytoplasm; cytosol
Molecular function (GO): adenylyltransferase activity; thiosulfate-cyanide sulfurtransferase activity; URM1 activating enzyme activity
Source: RefSeq, a predicted model, not a curated record